Cucurbita maxima (winter squash) is the source of this 2142-nucleotide messenger RNA. RefSeq names its product alpha-dioxygenase 1. Gene Ontology annotation, molecular function: heme binding; oxidoreductase activity, acting on single donors with incorporation of molecular oxygen, incorporation of two atoms of oxygen; peroxidase activity. NCBI's taxonomy places the organism in Eukaryota, Viridiplantae, Streptophyta, Magnoliopsida, Cucurbitales, Cucurbitaceae. The record is from RefSeq and is a predicted model, not a curated record. The coding region runs from base 91 to 2022 and encodes 643 amino acids. Gene Ontology annotation, biological process: response to oxidative stress. The transcript is spliced from 10 exons.
AGUUGGCUCUCUCCCUUAAUCUAUCUAUAUAUACUGGCGGAGAGAUUUUGGGCUUCAUAAUUCAAGGCGGAGAGAGAGGCGGAGAGAAAAAUGUUGUCUCAGUUAUUGAAACCCAUUAAAGCUGUCUUCAAAUCAGAGCUCCAAAAGUUCAUCCAUAAGGAUUUCCAUGAGCUUGUUCAAAGGAUGACCGUUAUUGAUACCUUUUUGUUCUUGAUUGUGCAUUUUGUUGAUAAAUUCGGAGUUUGGCAUAAGCUUCCAGUGAUUUUGGGAUUGCUUUAUCUAGCAAUUCGUCGCCAUCUUCAUCAAGAAUAUAACUUGAUCAAUGUCGGGCGAAUCCCAGUUGGAGUUCGGUCCAAUCUGGUGGAUUUACCGUACCGAACCGCCGAUGGGAAGUAUAAUGAUCCAUUCAAUGAAGCUGUAGGUGCCCGAGGAUCGUUCUUUGGUAGAAAUAUGCAGAUUAUUGAUCAAUCUAAUAAGCUCUUGAGCCCGGAUCCUAUGGUGGUGGCUACAAAGCUUCUAGCAAGAAGAAAGCUUAUAGACACUGGAAAGCAAUUCAACAUGAUCGCUGCUUCUUGGAUUCAGUUCAUGAUUCAUGAUUGGAUCGAUCAUUUGGAGGAUACCAAACAGGUUGAGUUGGUGGCUCCACGUGAGGUUGCAAGUGAGUGCCCAUUAAAAUCAUUCAAGUUCUUCAAGACAAAACAGGUUCCAACCGGCUUUUUCCAAAACAAAACCGGAUCGAUUAACGUACGAACUCCUUGGUGGGAUGGAAGUGUUUUGUAUGGAAGCAAUGCAGAAACGUUGGGGAAGGUGAGAACUUAUAAAGAUGGGAAGCUCAAGAUUGCCGACGAUGGGCUUCUUCUUCACGACAACGACGGUGUUGCCAUCUCCGGCGACGUUCGGAAUAGCUGGGCCGGUGUCUCCACCUUGCAGGCUUUGUUCAUUAAGGAGCAUAAUGCCGUUUGUGAUGCCUUAAAGAAGGAAGAUCUAGAUUUAGAAGAUGAAGAUUUGUAUCGACAUGCAAAGCUCGUGACUUCGGCUGUGAUUGCUAAAGUUCAUACCAUUGAUUGGACUGUUGAGCUUCUCAAGACUGACACUUUGCUUGCAGGAAUGCGUGGCAACUGGUAUGGAUUAUUGGGGAAGAAAUUCAAAGACACGUUUGGGCACGUUGGAGGAGCCAUUUUGGGAGGUUUAGUGGGUUUGAAACAGCCCGAUAAUCACGGUGUCCCAUAUUCCUUGACGGAAGAAUUUACUAGUGUCUAUCGCAUGCACCCACUCUUACCUGAUGAUUUCCACCGUAGAGAUGUCUCGGUUGAACCCGAUCACAACAAAUCUCCACCGUUGAUCGAAACAGUGCCAAUGGGGAAUAUGAUUGGGCUCAAAGGAGAACAGGCCUCAAAGGAGAUGGGCUUUAGGGCCCUAUUAGUUUCAAUGGGCCAUCAAUCCAGUGGAGCCCUAGAGCUAUGGAAUUAUCCAGUGUGGCUCAGGGAUCUCAUAGCCCAUGACAUGGACGGCAAGGAUAGGCCCGAUCAUGUUGACCUUGCAGCCCUUGAAAUUUACCGGGACAGAGAGAGAAAAAUUGCUAGGUAUAAUGACUUCCGCAGGGGAUUAUUUCUCAUUCCAAUCUCCAAGUGGGAAGAUCUAACGGACGAUAAAGAAGCGAUUGAAGUGCUUCGUGACGUGUACGAUGAUGAUGUGGAGAAGCUCGAUAUUUUGGUGGGGUUGAUGGCAGAGAAAAAAAUUAAGGGCUUUGCUAUAAGCGAGACUGCUUUUGUCAUUUUCUUGCUCAUGGCUUCAAGGAGGCUAGAAGCAGAUAAAUUCUUCACGAGCCAUUUCAACGAAGAAACAUACACGAAGAAGGGAUUAGAAUGGGUGAACUCCACCGAGAGCUUGAAAGAUGUUAUAGAAAGACAUGAACCCGAGAUUUCAAAGAAAUGGAUGAACUCAUCAAGUGCUUUCUCGGUUUGGGAUUCUCCUCCCAACACUCCCAACCCUAUUCCUAUUUACCUUCGUCUUCCUCAUUGAUUCUCAAUAUUCGUGUUCAUCGGUUCAUGUAUUAUAUUGUAUUCUUCAUGUUUUUCAUUUCAAAUUUGAAUUUUUAUUCUUAUAUUUCUGGAAUAAGUCGAUAGUUCUUGUUUUAACGAA